AUGGGGUGGAGAUCAACCGUUCGGAAACUUGAUAUGUUUAGAAAGGUGCCAGUCGACCUUACUGAAGGUUCCAUCUGUGGUACAAUUCUCACAAUUGUUUGCUACAUCUUGGUGGCUGCUCUGGUAGCCCUUGAAUUUAAUAACUAUUUUACAAUUGAUACUCGAACUGAUUAUAUCAUUGAACAGCACGACGAUGAGUAUAUCCAAAUCAAUUUUGAUAUUACGAUGAAAAGCUUGUCGUGUGAUCUUGCUUCUCUGGACAUUGUAAAUCAGAUGGGUACGCACCGUAUCAAUGUCACUCAAAACAUUCGGCGCUGGCAAGUUUUUGAAAACGGUGUUUCUCGCGAGGUAUCUCCCAUGGAGCUGAAUCUCGACCUCAGCGAUCAAGAUGUCAUGAAGACCGAAACGGUCAGCACGUUGAUCAAAGGCACCCAGGCUUUCCAGCGCAUCACCUCCUCCAAGCCGGUGGUCCUCGUGAACUUCUUCGCUCCAUGGUGUCAUUGGUGCCAAGCGCUCGCUCCCAUCUACGAAGGCGUCGCGCAGCGCGUAGUCCAAGGCUCGCUCUCCGCCAACGUCAUCGUCGCCAAGGUCGACUGCACCGACCGUGGCAAUCGCGAUGUCUGCCACAUGAACCGAAUCCAGGCGCUGCCGACUCUGAUCGCGUUCACUCCCACCAGCCCCUACAAAUACACGCACUACCACGGCCAGCGCAGCGUGGACAGCAUCCUCGCCUUCUUGGAGGGAUUGCUGAAGCAGGCGGGCGACGUCGUGACCGCCAACCUCCCGCUUUUGAACCUCACCGCGGGGCAGGAGGGCUGUCGGCUGCAGGGCUCGCUGACGGUCCCGCGGAUGUCCGGGAAUUUCCACAUUUCGUGCCACGGGUCGCAGCGGUCGGUUCUGCCCGCGGAGAUCGACGUUUCGCACAUCGUAGAGGGAGCGGGGGCGUGGGAAGUAGGUGAACUCGCUGACGUUCGGCGACGAGCUGCGGCCGUAUGA
Blastocystis hominis is the source of this 996-nucleotide messenger RNA. RefSeq lists its product as hypothetical. Gene Ontology annotation, cellular component: endoplasmic reticulum; COPII-coated ER to Golgi transport vesicle. The transcript has 5 exons. Lineage: Eukaryota; Bigyra; Opalinata; Blastocystidae. Bases 1 to 996 code for a protein of 331 amino acids. The record is from RefSeq and is a predicted model, not a curated record.